AUGAGGAUUACUGAUGGCCGCCCUAAGGCGGAAGCUCCAACGGUGAAGUGCCGUGCGUUCCAGCUGACUACCGAGGAGGCUCGGGCCGUGCCAAACGUCGUGGCUGGGACCUUUCUGGUCAAUGGUAUGACGGCCCAUGUCUUAUUUAAUUCGGGGGCUACCCGAUCUUUUGUGUCUCUUGUACUUAGCAAGAAAUUCCAAGACGCACCGGGGACUCUAGAUACCCCGCUUGAGGUGGAUAUUGCAGAUGAUCGCACUGUGAGUGCUGCGAGGGUGUGUCAGGACUACGUCUUGAAUGUGCACGGUGAAAGGUUUCGCAUUGAUUUGGUUCCCAUACCAUUGCAAGGAUUGAAGGUGAUUAUUGGGACGGACUGGCUGGGGGCCAAUGGAGCCAUGAUCAAUUGUGAACGCCAGUUAGUCCGGGUUUGA
This is a messenger RNA of Lactuca sativa (garden lettuce), 429 nucleotides long. RefSeq lists its product as uncharacterized. The record is from RefSeq and is a predicted model, not a curated record. NCBI's taxonomy places the organism in Eukaryota, Viridiplantae, Streptophyta, Magnoliopsida, Asterales, Asteraceae.